AUGAGCCCGGCGAUUCAGAAAGUGGAAGCUUUGCACGAGGGCCAUUUCGUCUGCGUGAAGUGGGAGGACGGAAAUGAGAGCAGCUACCCCUGCGUCUGGCUGCGGGACAACUGCCAGUGUCCGCUCUGCUUCCUGCCCUCCGCUGGAGCGCGCAGGCUGCUCUUCGAGGAUCUGGAUGUGAACAUCGUGGCGAAGCAGGUUGUUCUGGCAGAUUGCAGAAAGAUCUCUAUUACAUGGCCUGAUGAACACACAAGUGAAUAUGAAGCUGAGUGGUUGAAAAAACGAUGCUUCUCCGAAGAAGCCAGAGCUGUAAUGCGAGCAGAUUUAUUUUUACCAGAACGCCAGUACUGGGGCUCAGACCUUCAACUUCCCAAAAUACCUUUUCAAGAAAUCAUGGGCAAUGACGAAAGUGCCUACAAGUGGCUGUGCAUGCUAAAGAAAGUAGGAAUUGUUCUACUGACAGGAGCUGCCACAAGACAGGGAGAAUUGAUUAGACUUGGCCAAAGGAUUGGGUUCCUGCGUCUCACAUUUUAUGGACCAACUUGGCAAGUGCAAGACAAAGCAGAUGCUAACAAUAUAGCUUAUACAAAUGGGAGACUCUGUUUCCAUACUGAUUAUCCUGUUCUGCAGCAUCCACCUGGGGUUCAAUUUCUUCACUGUAUAAAGCAAACAGCUGCAGGAGGUGAAAGUGAAGUUGUAGAUGGAUUUCAUGUAUCCAACAAGCUGAAGAAACAAAAUCCUGAGGCAUAUCAGAUCCUGUCCUCUACUGCUGUAGACUAUGCUGAUGUUGGGGUGGAUUACUGUGAUUUUGCUAUGCACUGUAAACAAAGGAUUAUAGACAUAGAUUCCAGAGGCCAAGAAAUUCGUAUCAAUUAUAAUAAUGCAACAAGAGACACAGUGUUUGAUAUACCAGCUGAAAAAGUGAGGCCAUUUUAUGCAGCUCUAAAGGAAUUUAAUGAUUUAUUGAACAGUGAAGAACACAAGUUUACUUUCAUGCUGAAACCAGGAGACAUACUGACAUUUGAUAAUUGGCGUGUGCUUCAUGGUCGCCAGGGCUUCCCAUCAUGUUCAGAAGUGACACGUCACCUGGAAGGUGCCUAUGCAGACUGGGAUGUCGUCAUGUCAAGGCUCAGGCUCCUUAGGAAAAGGGUCCUGAAUAGGGAUUGA
Messenger RNA from Cinclus cinclus, 1167 nucleotides. RefSeq names its product gamma-butyrobetaine hydroxylase 1 (gene BBOX1). Bases 1 to 1167 code for a protein of 388 amino acids. Gene Ontology annotation, cellular component: mitochondrion. The transcript has 7 exons. Gene Ontology annotation, molecular function: iron ion binding; gamma-butyrobetaine dioxygenase activity. NCBI's taxonomy places the organism in Eukaryota, Metazoa, Chordata, Aves, Passeriformes, Cinclidae. The record is from RefSeq and is a predicted model, not a curated record. Gene Ontology annotation, biological process: carnitine biosynthetic process.